Messenger RNA from Cucurbita maxima (winter squash), 962 nucleotides. Its product is annotated as RING-H2 finger protein ATL16-like. Gene Ontology annotation, molecular function: ubiquitin protein ligase activity. Bases 250 to 933 code for a protein of 227 amino acids. The record is from RefSeq and is a predicted model, not a curated record. Gene Ontology annotation, biological process: ubiquitin-dependent protein catabolic process. Lineage: Eukaryota; Viridiplantae; Streptophyta; Magnoliopsida; Cucurbitales; Cucurbitaceae. The transcript has a single exon.
UAAGAAUCUAAAUAAAACGAGAAAUUAGGAAAAUAUGAUCUUACCGUUGAUAAGAACUAAUUUGAAGUAGCAUUCAAACCUGAUAAAAUUUCCUUAUCUGCUCCAGAUCUUUAAUCCAGAAUUUUCCUAAUCCGUCUCCAAAUCGGUAAUCCAGUGAUUCAAAAUUUCCUAAAUCAAUCUGAAUUCAACUCCUCUUAUUUAAAUCAACAUUCCUUUCUCCGAAUCACAAUCAACUGCAGCAAUCGAUUCAUGAUGUCUUCCGCUACUUCUUCGCCGAUUCAGCACGAUCUUCACAGCGACGGCGACGAGCAAUCGCCUCCUACUCUGGAAGUUCAAAUGCGUUCUUACAUACGUCUGAUUUCAGGCGAUUUAAACCAAAUCGUCCUCGAAACUGCUCCGAUUCCUCUGCGGAACAGUCUGUUUCCUCUGCCUCCGAACGCACGGAAUAUCGAUCCGGUGUUCUUACAGAUCUACAUUGCGGAGAUACUUUUAUCGCUCAACAUCGGCGCCGUAGCUUCCGAAGUCAUCGCUGCACAGAUCGCGUCGUUCACUCUCCAACUGGCGGAAGAACACAAUGAUACGAACGUUCACGUCGUCGCGGUGGUGGAUAACGUCGUGGAGUCCAGGUUUUGGAGGUUGCAAGCGGUACCGGUGAUGCAGGGCGGGAGAGCGGCGGAGGAGAGGAGGGAGGUUGUGGAGGAAGUAGCGGCGGCGAAUGGGAGGUAUAGAAUGGAGAAAGUGGAGGAGAAGGAGGAGGAGGAAGUGGAUUUAGGAAAUUGCAGUAUCUGUUUGGAUGAGAUGAAGUGCGAAGGGAGCGAGGUGAUAAGAACUCCGUGCGGACAUGUGUAUCACGAAUCAUGCAUCUUCAGGUGGCUUGAUAAUUCCGAUUCUUGCCCCUUGUGUCGAACCCAAUUUCCAUUGAUGGAGGACUGAUUUGAAUUUGUUGCUUCCAUUUUUAUGAA